This is a messenger RNA of Xylona heveae TC161, 1959 nucleotides long. RefSeq names its product aspartate aminotransferase. The coding region runs from base 191 to 1477 and encodes 428 amino acids. Lineage: Eukaryota; Fungi; Ascomycota; Xylonomycetes; Xylonales; Xylonaceae. Gene Ontology annotation, biological process: biosynthetic process; L-aspartate catabolic process. The transcript has 8 exons. Gene Ontology annotation, cellular component: mitochondrion. Gene Ontology annotation, molecular function: pyridoxal phosphate binding; L-aspartate:2-oxoglutarate transaminase activity. The record is from RefSeq and is a predicted model, not a curated record.
ACUUACCGGAGUAGCUAUGACUGAACCAGGACUGUUCGUGCACAGGCCAAUCGGGGCAAUGGAGAGCUGGAGCAAGUACACAGAAAUCUAACCCGCUCCGUGAAGUCAUAAAUAUUUCCAAGUGUGCAGCUUCAAUUCUGCAUUGCCUAGACAUUCUAUUGGUGCUUGAGAAGUUAUAGAUACGGAAAACAUGAUACCUGCCACUCGAACUGCAACUCGUGAUGCCGCGCUACGCAAGGUUGUCCUGCGAACUUGUGUAGCGGCUCGAAGAGCAUCAACUUGGGUUAACGUCCCCCAAGGCCCUCCAGAUGCGAUUCUUGGUAUAACUGAAGCUUUUAAGGCUGACGCUUUUCCGGAAAAAAUAAAUUUGGGCGUUGGUGCCUACAGAGAUGACUCAGGAAAACCAUACGUCCUUCCCUCAGUGCGAGCUGCUGAGAAGAAAAUCAUCGAAAGUAACUUAGACAAGGAGUAUGCUGGCAUUACUGGCGUCCCUUCGUUCACCAAAGCAGCCGCCCUUCUUGCUUAUGGGCCAAACUCCACAGCUAUUAGUGAAGAUCGAAUUGCAAUCACCCAGUCCAUCUCAGGGACAGGCGCUUUGAGGAUUGGAGGUGCGUUCUUCGAACGGUUUUUUCCGGGCUCGAAAACGAUUUACAUCCCUACACCAAGCUGGGCGAACCAUAAUGCCGUUUUCAAAGACUCUGGUCUGCAAGUUGAGAAGUAUCGUUACUACAACCAGACGACCAUUGGGUUGGACUUUGAAGGGAUGAUUUCCGAUAUCAAGGAUGCGCCAAAAGGGAGCAUUAUCUUGCUUCAUGCUUGUGCACACAAUCCUACGGGAAUUGAUCCCACCGAAGCCCAAUGGAGAAAAAUCAGCAAGGUUGUCAUGGAAAGGGGGCAUUAUCCUUUCUUUGACAUGGCUUAUCAGGGCUUCGCCAGCGGCGACACUGACAGAGACGCAUUUGCCGUAAGGCAAUUCAUUAAGGAUGGUCACAGCAUCGCCCUCGCGCAGAGCUUCGCCAAAAAUAUGGGAUUAUACGGUGAACGAGCAGGUGCAUUCUCCAUCGUGUGUGAGUCGGCAGAAGAGAAAGAGCGAAUCGAUUCCCAAAUUAAAAUACUCGUCCGACCACUCUACUCGAAUCCUCCUAUCCAUGGAGCGCGGAUCGCCGCUAGUAUUCUCAAUGAUCCGAAAUUGAAUCGGCAAUGGCUUGGCGAAGUCAAAGGCAUGGCAGACCGCAUAAUCAGCAUGCGGGCUUUGCUCAAAUCAAACUUGGAAGAUUUGGGCAGCAAGCAUGAUUGGAGUCACAUAACUUCACAGAUAGGCAUGUUUGCUUAUACUGGCCUUAAGCCGGACCAGAUGGAUAAACUCGCCAAGGAACAUUCCGUUUACGCUACGAAGGAUGGAAGAAUCUCAGUCGCCGGCAUAACCACGGACAAUGUCAGACGGCUGGCCGACAGCAUCUUCAAGGUGACGGGUUGAGCAGAAUUUCUUUUCGACGAUGCUUUACCCUUUUGGAAUGUCCCAUUUUUCCGUUGAAGCAAAUACAGCCUCACUAUCCCCAAAAAAAUGUAAUUUUUCAAUUUUUCAAUUUUUACCUCUCAGAUGUUUAUGUACCUCUUGAACUGUCUGAUUUCCUUCUCAGCUAACCGUUCCUGGAAAUGAAUUCUGCUAUGCCAUCUUCGUCAGAUACCCACAGUGCAUAAGAAACCAUUCCAAAAUUAUGCUUUUGAGACUAUUGACAGACCGGAUCUUCGGAUAAUUAGCUUCAGGCAUUCUUCUUGACUUUCUCCUGCUUAGCUACGGAUACGAUCAAAUUCCGGAUAUUGGAGAGUCAUUCUACACUCUAUUAAAUGACCCGACAAUAGAUAAACCUAUAUACGAGGGCCUUUAAAAUUCCUAAUUCCGAUAUCUCCGUCUUUGCCCUCUUUGAUUUGGCGCCUGUGUAGGAGGAAAGCUUCCAU